AUGAGCAGUUCAAAGAGUUUUUACAAGCAUUUCAAUAGAAAUACUCGUUUUUUUUCAACAACACCUACAAAAUUAACUUUUAGUAAUAAUGAUUUUUCUAAUUUACCCCCUUCAUAUCAACUUACUAGUUUAGAUGACGAUUUGUCCAAUUAUCCUUCGCUUGUCGUUGAUAAAGAUUUUGAUUUGGAAGAUGAGGUUAGCGAUAAUGGUGUGGUGGUUAAUCAAGAAGAAAAGGAAAAUUAUUCACCUUCCUCAAUAUUCGGCGAAGAUUUAAUUUCUUCUACAAGCAAAAAAUUAAAAAGACGUCAUGAUAAUAUUAAUGACGGUCAUGAUGGAACUAAAUCAACUUUUAAUUUUCUACAAGUGUCCAAUGUUUUGGAUUAUUAUCCUAUAUCCAAAGCACACCCUAAUGCAGCUUUUGAAAUACUUGAAUACGAGGCGGAUGAAAUGGCUGAUAUCAUGAAAAAAUAUGAGCCAACUAAUUAUAAAUCUAAAAUCCAAUCUAAAAAUACAUGGUGGAAUCCAGAAGGACGAUCUAACUUUGUUUUUGUUCGAAAAGUGUUUAACAUGGAUGACAGAGUUCAAUAUAACAACACGAUAUAUGACGAUGAUUCAAGUGAUGAUAAUCUUACAUUGACACCAGAUUCGGUACCUGAUGAUGAAAACAACACCUUUAGAAAUGUUGCUUGGCCAUUCCCAUCUACCACUACUACCACAACAACUCCUUCUACAAAUCAUUUCAAUGAUAAUAUAUUCACUAUUGAACAACAAAAGACAAUAAAAAUUCCUUUUACAAUAUGGGAAGAUCCUGAAGAAGAUAAUGAAUAA
This is a messenger RNA of Entrophospora sp. SA101, 828 nucleotides long. NCBI's taxonomy places the organism in Eukaryota, Fungi, Glomeromycota, Glomeromycetes, Entrophosporales, Entrophosporaceae. The record is from the annotation of a GenBank genome assembly.